Pelobates fuscus (common spadefoot toad) is the source of this 1035-nucleotide messenger RNA. RefSeq names its product olfactory receptor 5V1-like. Gene Ontology annotation, biological process: G protein-coupled receptor signaling pathway; detection of chemical stimulus involved in sensory perception of smell. The coding region runs from base 1 to 957 and encodes 318 amino acids. The record is from RefSeq and is a predicted model, not a curated record. Gene Ontology annotation, molecular function: olfactory receptor activity; G protein-coupled receptor activity. Lineage: Eukaryota; Metazoa; Chordata; Amphibia; Anura; Pelobatidae. Gene Ontology annotation, cellular component: plasma membrane. The transcript has a single exon.
AUGUCAUCUAUUGAAAUAUCCAGAUAUGAAAAUCAGACAGCAGUAAAAUAUUUUACCCUUCUGGGUUAUUCAUCAUAUUCAUCCGUCAUAUGUUUUUUGAUUUUUUGUUUUUACAUAACCAUUCUUAUUGGCAACUCCUGUAUUUUUACCAUAGUAAAAUUUGAUUCCAGCCUCAACACUCCAAUGUAUUUUUUCAUAAGUAAUCUCUCACUUUUGGACAUCUGCUACUCCUCUGUCACUCUUCCAGUAAUGUUUUCCAAUUGUAUCUCUGGAAACAGAAAGAUUUAUUUCAGUAAAUGUAUUAUGCAGUUGUAUUUGUUUGUAUCUUUAGGUGGAGCGGAGUGUAUCCUACUAGCUGUGAUGGCAUAUGAUCGCUUUGUUGCUAUAUGCAACCCUUUGCGUUAUUUGAUAGUGAUGCACAACCGACUCUGCACAAGCCUUGCCGCUAUGUCUUGGCUAAGCGGUUUCUUAAACUCUAUCCUUCAUACGAUUAUGACAUCUAAUCUUUCCUUCUGCUGGCUCAAUCAGGAAAUAAAUCACUUUUUUUGUGAUGUACCUCCACUCAUACAGGUAGCUUGUAACCCCACACAGACCAGUAAAAUAUUACUUUAUGUGGUCAGUGUGUUCCUGGGAAUAAGUCCCUUUCUCUAUAUUGUCAUAUCAUAUGUCCAUAUCAUCUCCACAGUUAUUAGAAUAAGUUCUUCUGAUGGGCGGGGAAAAGCCUUUUCUACUUGCUCGUCUCAUCUGAUUGUUGUGACUGUAUUUUAUUUGACAGCAAACUUUAAUUACGUGGGGCCAACCUCUGGUUAUUCUCUGGAAGUCGAAAUAUUUGCUUCUUUGUUGUACAGCAUUUUAACUCCUCUUUUAAACCCAAUUAUUUACUGCUUGAGAAACAAGGAAGUAAAGAAUGCCUUGGGAAAAACAUUUAGGAGAAUUUAUUUUAAGACUUAUAAGUAAAAUUGCAAUUUUGUUAAUAAAGUCUAACAAAUGUAGGAAUGAGCAUGGAUUGCUGCUUGAAGAUGAAGGCAUGCUCUA